AUGCGUCUCAAUCUCAGCGUCGGUGUUGCCUUUGGCCUUUUAUGUAUUGAAGCCACAUCAGCCGUAGCAAUUCCAAAAGUCGAAGUCAAUGGACUUGAAGCUCGACACAUCGGUCGUUGCCGUCAUCGAAGAUGUAAAAGCAAAACAAUAACUGCAACUGCUACUCGACCAGCAGGCACUAGUCUGACUCCAACAAUUGUUCUUACUACUGGCAAUGCCGAGCCGACCCCAACGGUCCCUGGAGGAGACGACGGUGACGAUGGAGAUGAUGAAGACGAGGCCGAAACUGACCUACCAGAGUCAUCUACCGUCCAGAGCACCGUUUCUCAAUCAACUAGCUAUGCUGUAUCUGCGACAUCAACCACCCUAGUAGCAGUAGCAGCUACCACAACGUCCGAGGAGACCGAAACUACCCAAUCGGUACCAGUUGAGACAGAGAUCUAUUCUUCACCUCCAGUUCUCCCAACCGACAGCGACCAAACCACUGAAAGCAGCGCGCCAGUCGCAACCAAGACGGUACUUCCAAUUCCUGCACCUACAGCAGCCACCUCGACCACUAGUCAAGCACCUCCUGUCACAUCUGUCACGAACACCCUAGUUUCUGGUGCAUACUGGAAACCCGCCGCUGGACUAAGCUGGCAAAUCCAACUCGCCGGGCAAGUGACAGAUCUCAAUAUCCCCGUCGACGUCUACGACAUUGACUAUGUUGAAUCCUCCGCCGAAAUGAUCUCCACCCUCCACGCCAACAACAAAAAAGUAAUCUGUUACUUUUCAGCUGGAUCAUUCGAGUCCUGGCGACCCGAUGCAUCCUCCUUCCAGGCGUCUGACAAAGGCGCAGCUCUCGAAGGUUGGGACAACGAAUGGUGGUUAAACACCAACUCAGCCAACGUCCGCACCAUCAUGAAAGCCCGUCUUGACCUCGCGAAAUCCAAAGGUUGCGAUGCCGUUGACCCUGAUAACGUGGACGUAUAUCACAACGCCAACGGCCUGGGCAUCACUGAGGCGCAAUCAAUCGACUAUCUAACCUUCCUCGCUACCGAAGCACAUGCACGGGGUAUGGCUAUGGGUCUCAAGAACGGCGUUGAAAUGGUUCCGCAGUUACUUGAUAUCAUGGACUUCCAAGUCAAUGAAUCUUGUAUGCAGUUUAACGAGUGCGAUAGACUCGCUCCUUUUAUCACGGCUGGAAAACCGGUAUUUCAUAUUGAAUAUAAUGACAACUCGGCAACGAAGAAACGUCAAGCUGCUACUGAUGCGAAUUGCUCUUUCAAGGGCGGACCUGGAUUCUCUAGUUUGUUGAAGAAUCCAAAUUUAGAUGCGUUCGCGCAAACUUGUGCUGGUACGCUUUCUCCUUGA
Molecule: messenger RNA, 1353 nt
Organism: Glarea lozoyensis ATCC 20868
Lineage: Eukaryota; Fungi; Ascomycota; Leotiomycetes; Helotiales; Helotiaceae
Product: (Trans)glycosidase
Exons: 1
Coding region: 1-1353 (450 amino acids)
Source: RefSeq, a predicted model, not a curated record